GUUUUUGCGUCUAGCUCGCUUCUGUGCAGAGAGGCAGGCAGCAGAGACAGGAUGAGUCUGAGAAGUAGACCACCUCUCACAUGAUACAAUGGAAAUGUGGCUGAAACGGUCGACUCUGGUGUUACUCACAGUAACAGUAGCAGCCAUGGCGAUAUCAGAUCAACAUCCUGUGAUGAAUGAAAACCAAACAAGAGUGUCCAUUCAUUUUGGUUCUUCUCUGCAUUUAAACUGCAGUUUGACGACAGUGGGAUAUGACAGGUUUCGGUUGGCCUGGUAUUUUAACCCCAAUGGAUCAUCAUUUAGUGACUCAGUGAAAUUAUGUGACAAGAUGUUUAACAAAUCUGCAAGGAAUGGAGAGCAAGAGUUUGAAAAGAAAUACGCUUUAGUAAAUGCUACAGAAAACGACAGCGGAUGGUACUUUUGCCAAGUCACAGCAGAGAUUCCCGUGUUUAAGCUUUUUAACAGCACUGGAACACAUGUAGUUAGUAAGUAUUACUUGUAACUGAUAAACCUGCAAGAGAAGGUAUAGUUGUUGACUAUAAAUUAAUACAUUAAUAAACACUCGCUUGCCUACAACUAAAUUACAGUGGCUUAUAAGUCAUUUAUUGCAUGUUUAUAUGCUGCUUAUAAAUGCUAAAUAGGGGUACAUGAAGUAAAGUGUUGCCAUAAAGUCUAUUAUGAUGAAACAUUACAUCAUGAAGGGAUUCACAUAUACUCUUGUACUUGCUAUGAGAAAAUGAAUGCUUCUUAAAGUUUCAUUUUGUUUCCUUCAUGACAGUGAAGAGCAUGGAACAUACAACGUACCCGUCACUAGUAACGCUUGAACAAGGUGUGUGUGUGUACAUACCAGUGCCUAGCUCCUGUGAACAAUAAUGCACCAUGCAUUUGUAGCACAGUCUGAGCUGCUUUUCUGGUGGUAGUAAGUGUAGAUUUUCCGGUGAAUGCUUUGAACAAGUGCUGAUGUCAGUUUUCCACUAACAGAGUUGAUUAGACCUCAGGAGCGAGGGCUCCAAACUAUUUCCAACUGUUCAACUUUAUUCUGUGAGGUGUGCGGACUUCUACGCACACUGGCGUUGUGCUGAUUCACACAUUAGAACGGAUCACUUUACAAACACACGUUUAAAGUGACUUAUUAAACCACAGCACUUUAUUUUAUAUUAUUCUUGUACAUUGGCUUGAGGAGAAAUUUAUAUAGUAAAGACUCAAUAAGUCAAACUUUAUGUGCUUGGAAUUAAGUAAAAUUGUGAUAAUGACUUGUUUAACAAAGCUCUAUUAUUAAGGAGUAUUGUGUGGUCUACUUAUGUACACUCUGUUAUGGUUACUACAUUGAUUUAUUGUGAUCACAUUUCAAGACAAAGUUUUUCCCUUGCAGUAACUGUGUCUCCCAUAGACAACAUCGACUGGUGGAUGUGGAUCACAUGGGGGGUGCCUGCUUUUAUCCUGAUUGUCCUGCUGGUCAUAUGCGUCUUGCUGAGAAAAAGACGCCGCAGAAGCAGAGGACAAGAUCCUAUCUAUGCAAACACUCGUCGUGUGGCCAGCAAACAGCCUUCACCUCGGCCUGGGAUGCCGGUGGAAAACCUCAAGACGGCUUCUUCCUCUCAAAACCUGCGGAACCCGAGUCCCGGCAGGAGAUCCGACGAUGGCAAACGGAAAUACAAACAGUGAAGAAGUCAUUGACCUCACAAAUCUGUGAAUCAACUCCUCCUCAUAAUUAGUCAUAGACUGUAGCUGUGAUAGUAGUUUACUCACUUCAGUGAAAUUUGAAUGAAUUCUUGUAUUUUUCAUUUCAUUAUUAUAUUUUUAAUUUUAUACUAUAUUUUUUGGACACGGUUUAUGCUUUUCCCUUAAACUGGAAAUGUGUAUCUUAUUUCAUUAUUUCCUCUGAGGUAUUCCAGUAAAAUAGCUAUUAUGAGCCACUAGAUGGCAGAUGGUGGACGCUGUGAAUGGGUAGUGGUGGUUAGUUUUUUCUUUUCUUUCUUGUAUUUCAACAGCUGAUAAUAUUUGAACGUUGCCAACUGUAGCCUUUGCAUAGUAAUUAAGCAAACAUGGUUAUUUCUGGUAGGAAUUAUAAAGUGAUGGGACUGAAACGUUAUGCCUGUUUUAAGAGUUUAUAUAGAAUCUUAAAAUACUGGAAAUGCAUUUUUUUUCUGUACAGUUUGUAAUAGCUUGAAUGCAUGAUACUGACAGGGGUGUCCUGUCACAGUGUAAUUUAGCAUUUCAACGUGGGAUUAAUACAAAACAAAAUAAACAUUAAUAUUGUUUUGCGGUUACAGCUGAGUGGUUGCAAAGUGAGCGAGUGCCUUUUUUUUUUUGAAGAAAGGUACGAUCAAAAGUCACGUGUCCAGGCGCUGCCUACCGCGGGGAGCUGCCAGAUAAUCGCUCCCUGCAGGAAUUAGAUGUGGAGUGAACGUUACAGGUGGAGCAGAAAGCGUCGAGCCGGAUCCACGAGCAGACAAACAGCAGCAGUCUCAGCGGUUACUAAUGUAGAUCCUGACAACUCCUGAGGUGGGCACCAUGAAGAUGAUCUCCUCCAGCAUCCCUCACCAGUAGCCAGGCAGCAUGGCUUCUGCUCCUCCUUCCAGAGAGGACACCAGUGGCUCAUUGGCACUGCACUGGAGGCUAACGCCGACAUAGAUACUCACCACAAGUUCAAACUGAACCGAAGCAGGCUGAGCUGCACUCUACAGGCCUGGUUAAACAUACGUAUGAACUGCCUUCAGAGGGUCUUUGAAAACGAAAAUGAUUUGUGCCAGAGCAGCACAUGUUCAGGACAGUGACAUCACCACAGUGUAACAACAGCAACAUCUGGACUGAGACCUUGGACCAUGUUCUGUCUCUGAUUGGGUGCUUUGGUGGCAGAGCUGGACUGUGCAGCUCUUCCACACUUAGACAAACCUGGACUCUGAGCCAUGUCUCUUCUCUCAACCCUGAGCAUCGUCUGUGGAUUGAUGCUCCAUGUUUCAUUUAGUGCACUCGACACUCACUACUGUGUCCCACGAAACACUGUCCCCUACCAGAACGAGCUGAAGUUGUUCAGAGAGGAAGGGGUCUUCAACUACUCCACUAUGCUAAUGAGAGACGACCUGGGUGUGCUGCUGCUGGGGGCCAGAGAAGCCAUAUAUGCUCUGGACAUCAACAACAUCUCUGUCAGAAAAGCUGCGGUGUAUUGGCGAGUUACCGAGGAGAAGCAGAGAGAGUGCACGUACAAAGGAAAACAUGCUGAGGUGGAAUGCCGUAACUACAUUCGAACCCUGCACAGAGUGAAUGACACCACAAUGUAUGUGUGUGGCACAAAUGCCUUUAGCCCCACCUGUGAUUAUAUGACGUUUGCUAAUGGACAGCUGAGGCUGGAGGGAAAGCAGGAGGAGGGAAAGGGGAAGUGUCCUUUUGAUCCCUUCCAGAGAUACUCCUCCCUCAUGGUCGGAAAUGACCUGUAUUCUGCUACAUCCAUCAACUUCUUGGGCUCUGAGCCCGUGGUUCUGCGCAGCUCGGACUUGGCUCUUCGCACUGAGUUUAAAAGCUCCUGGCUCAGUGAGCCAAACUUUGUCUACAUGGACUUUGUGGGUGAGAGUUUUGAUAGUUUCGAUGGUGAUGAUGACAAGGUGUACUUGUUCUUCACUGAGAAUGCCAUGGAGUACGACUUCUACAGCAAAGUUGCGGUGUCUCGAGUGGCCCGUGUCUGCAAGGGGGAUAUGGGCGGCCAGCGGACACUGCAGAGGAAAUGGACGUCGUUCCUGAAAGCUCGUCUGGAUUGUUCCCUCCCUGAACCCAGCCUGCCCCCCAUUGUCCAGGAUGUCUUCCUGCUGAAGCACGAGGACUGGAGGAAGAGUGUCUUCUAUGCUGUUUUCACGCCGCAGUCGAGCUUGUCCCAGGCAUCUGCAGUAUGUGCAUACAGUGUGUCUGCCAUUCGAGAUAUUUUCAAUGAGGGCAAGUUUAAAACACCUGUUGCUGUGGAGACAUCCCACGUCAAGUGGGUGAUGUACACUGGAGAGGUGCCAGUACCCAGACCAGGAGCGUGCAUCAAUAAUGUGGCACGUAAAAUGGGAAUGAAUCGCUCUCUGGACCUUCCUGACAAAACACUCCAGUUCAUCAGGGACCGCCCCCUUAUGGACGAGGCUGUUCGCCCUCUGACAGGAGGGCCGCUGCUGGUCAAGAGGGGAGCUUUGCUGACUCGGAUUGUAGUGGACAGUGUACUGGCACUGGACGGACAGAGAUAUGCCGUCAUGUUCAUUGGCACUGAAAACGGUUACGUUCAGAAGGCUGUCAACUACGCUGGAGAGAUGUUCAUCAUUGAGGAGAUUCAACUGUAUGAAAACCCUGUGCCUAUUAACAUCCUGCGCCUCUCAUCCAGUGAGGGCCAACUGUAUGCAGGUUCAGAGUUUGGUGCUAUCCAGAUGCCGGUCAGUAACUGCAGCCGCUUUGAUGCUUGUGUGGACUGCAUCCUAGCCAGGGAUCCUUACUGUGCCUGGGACUUCACCACCGAGCAGUGCUCCUCAGUCCACAGCUUGUCAUCCUCCUCAAAUACUGCAACUCAGAGUCUGAAGGAGGGAGACGUCUCACGAUGUCCUCAGCCAGAUCCAGUAGCAGCUGUGGACUUUACCCUAGUUCCAGAGAACAACAUCCAGCUGCCCUGCCAACUCCACUCCAACUUGGCGCAGGUUCUGUGGCGUUUCUAUGACCAAACACUUCACUCCAACAACAAAUACUACAUCUACAGUGGGGGCCUCCUCAUCCUGAGUGCCUCUGAAUCGGACGCUGGCCUGUACACCUGUGACUCCACAGAGCAGAUAAACGGCAGAACAUAUAACCGGACUGUGGCGGUUUAUCAAUUACAGCUCUACUCUGGCCCAGGAAUGGGGGGCAGCCCUACUCCUGGCAACGAAGUGAUAAAUUCCUCAGACUCUAUUUACAGUUCGAAUACGGCUGCACCAGGGCUGGUGCCAAACCUGGGCAAUGAGGACCCGUUGUCCCCCGAGAAUCAAAGCGACACUGGCAGGGUGACUCGUUUAGAAGUGGCCGUGGCUUUGCUGUCGCUGCUUUGUCUCUCCCUCAUGGGGAUCAUAUUUUGGAUAUGGAGUCGAGGACGUUGGGAAUGCUUUAAGAUUGCACAGCGCCCCAGUGAAAGCGAGGGGAAAAGGCAGUCAGCCGAAUACAUGCACAUCCAGAACAGAACUUCAGAGAUAAAGCUCCUGCGGCCUGAGUCUGGAAGACCUUGCAGUGCCAAUAAUAAUCACUCUGCUGUUGACUUCAAAGGGAACGGGGAGCACCACUUCACACCUAUGGCCAACAUUUCAAGUCUGGACGGUCUCGGAUACAUAAAUGAUGAGUCAGAGAUUUGACUCUGCUGAGGUAUAGAAUUCAGUCCAAGGCCGCUAAUUAUCUUCUAUAGGUGUACUACUGUAGAAAAGGUUUUCACAUUAUAAAUUCUUUUCAUUAGUGUCCUGUUUCUCCUUGCCAAUUUCCUACACUAUCAUUUCCAUACAUACACCACUGGCAGACUUUUCAGGAUUUCUGGUGGAAUUUUCACUCCAAUGAAUUGUUCAUUUUUUAUAAAUGUAUUUUUUUGUAUAAUGGUAAAUUGUGAAUACACCUUGUGUAAUAUAUUGUGUACAGCCAACACCUUUUUUUAAAAACUACUAUUUAUUUGUCGCAAUGAUGUUUUUAUUUCAGCAGUUAUAAUACUUGUGAUCUAAGUCUUGUAGGGUCAACAACAAUGAACAAGUAGCAAACACUUUGACCUCUAAAGUCCAGGCACUUUUUAUUUUAUGGAUACUACUGUUUUAUAGACAACAUUCAUCGCUCAGAAAGCAUACUGUUCAGUCUUUGGCCGUGUUAAUGAUUGCUUAAUAGCCUGUACUACUCUUUUAUUUCUGGGUGGACUACAGAUUUACUUCUGCAUUUAACCAUUCAAAUGCCACUCAUAGAUGAUAUAGAUAUAGAGUGAAUGCCAUACCUCUAUCUUCAAUAAUAAAACAAUAAGACUGUUUCACUUCAGUAAAUGUUAUAUCAUUAUUGAGUUAACUAGCGUGUCAUUUGGAGGCAGAAGUGUGGGUGUAUUUCUGUCAGUGAAUCAACUCUUUGCAUCAGAGGCACAGCAAAGAUAAGAAGUUUGUUUUUUGUGUCAAACUUUGGAAAAUGUAGUCCUUGUUGAUAAUAAAAAAACAAACCUUAUUGGGAGUUUGA
This is a messenger RNA of Siniperca chuatsi (mandarin fish), 6183 nucleotides long. RefSeq lists its product as uncharacterized. The transcript is spliced from 16 exons. Gene Ontology annotation, biological process: neural crest cell migration; semaphorin-plexin signaling pathway; negative chemotaxis. Gene Ontology annotation, molecular function: chemorepellent activity; semaphorin receptor binding. NCBI's taxonomy places the organism in Eukaryota, Metazoa, Chordata, Actinopteri, Centrarchiformes, Sinipercidae. Bases 2910 to 5339 code for a protein of 809 amino acids. The record is from RefSeq and is a predicted model, not a curated record.